CGGAGCCGUCGGUGCCGUCCCGUCCCGUCCCGUCCCGUCCCGUCCCGUCGCGUCGCUCCGCGCCCGGGCUCGGCGCUGCGCCGCGCACCGCCAUGGGCCAGCGGCGCCCGGUCGCCUUCUGCUGCAGCACCCGCGCGGCGCUCGACCCUCUGCGAUGAAUGGGCCGGCGCGGCCGGCCGGCCCCCCCGCGCGCCCCCGGGGCUGGAGCGAGUUCUGCGAGCUGCACGCCAUCAGCACCGCCAAGGAGCUGGCCCGGCACUACCUGCGCUUCGCCACCGAGCACCCGCACCACGACCCGCUGGCCGCCGAGCGCUUCUCCGUCCACUUCACCGACCUCUUCCAGCGGUACUUCUGCCACGAGGUGCAGGGGGGCGCCGGGGGGGGCCAGCUCCGCGUGCCGCCCGCCGGCCCCGCGCCCGACUACCGCGAGACGCCGCGGCGGCCCCCCGGCCCCGGCCCCGGCCCCGGCCCCGGCGCGGGGGCCAAGGGCGAGGCGGAGCGGGACGGCCGCCCCGAGCAGCGCCCCGGCGCCCUGCCCAAGGCCUGGAGCUCGGAGGAGCUGGCCGCCUCGGCCCGCCGGCCCUUCUCCCUGGGGCAGCUGCGGCGGAGCUGGCGCGGCCUCUUCCGCCGGCGCGGCUCCGAGACGCUCGCCGAGCGGCCGCCGCUCCGGCCGGGCCCCGGCAAGCGGGCGCCGCCGGCCGCCGUGCGCAAGGAGGGGCCGCUCAGGUACGGGCUGCUGGACGAGAGCUGCCUGGACGGCGGGACGCGCUGGCAGCGCUGCCGGCUGCUGCUGCGCCCGGCCGGGCCCCCCCCGGCCGCCGACUACGUCCUGGAGCUCUUCGACCCGCCCAAGGCCUCCAAGCCGAAGCUGCAGGCCGCCUGCUCGGCCGUGCGGGAGGUGCGGUGCUGCACGCGCCUCGAGAUGCCCGACAACCUCCACACCUUCGUCCUCAAGGUGCACGAUGCCACCGACGUGCUCUUCGAGGCCGGGGACGAGCAGCAGCUCAGCGCCUGGACGGCCGCGAUCCGCGAGUGCGUCCGCCGCGGGUCCGACGCCGGCGACCCGGAGCUCCUCACCGGCCCCGCCGCCGCCGCCGCCAGCACCGACUCGUUCAGCCAAGGGGCACCGCGGGGCGGCACGGAGCCGGCGGGCGCCCGGCCGGAGCCGCCGCUGGCCGCCUUCCCCUGGUUCCACGGGCCCAUCUCCCGCGUGCGGGCGGCCCAGCUGGUGCAGCUGGGCGGCCCCCGGGGCCACGGCGUCUUCCUGGUGCGGCAGAGCGAGACGCGCCGCGGCGAGUACGUGCUCACCUUCAACUUCCAGGGCAGAGCCAAGCACCUGCGGCUGUCGCUGACGGAGCGGGGCCAGUGCCGCGUGCAGCACCUGCGCUUCGCCUCCGUGGUGGAGAUGCUGCACCACUUCCAACGGUAUCCCAUCCCCCUGGAGUGCGGCGCCGCCUGCGACGUCCGCCUCGCCGGCUACGUCGUCGUCGUGCCCCCGGCGCCAGCUCCCGGCACCGGCACCGCGCUGCCUCUCCCGCCGCCCGGCCCCCGCGAGCCGCCCCCGGAGCAGCUCUUCCACCUGGCACCACUGCCGGCAGAGCCGGAGCCCCCCGGCACCCACCCCCGCGAGCCGGAGGCCGAGGCCGAGGGCCCGGGCCGGGGCCGCGUCCGCGCCGUCGACAACCAGUACACGCCGCUCUGACCUCCUGGGUACCCAGGAGAGGCCAAGAAAAAGACUGUAACCACGUUCUUCCUUCUGGUUAGGGAUUUCUUAAUUUUUUUUUUUUUGCAAGGAAGGGGGUAAUUUUUCACUCCAGUACGGGUGCGCCUCCUCUAUUCGGCCUGUUAAAGGGCCUUUUUUAUUUUUAUUUUUUUGGUAUUAUCAAGCGUUCUCGUCACUGUUUACACGCGCCGUGCCGCAGCGGCGGCUCCCGCCCGUCCUCGCCGCGACAGAGCCCAGCAAAGGGACCGGGGUCGUGCGCCACAGCCGCAUCGCUGGGAGGGGGAAGAAAAAAAAGGAAAACCACCCCAAAAAAGUGGAUUACAAAUUCCUGGAGAAGUCGCUGCCGGGGAGUCGCUCCCUCCCGCCCCGCGGACGCGCUGCCGGCGAACGCAGACCCGCCGGAGCUGAGCUCUCGGGUCGUACAGAGAUGACAUUCGCUAUGAGAGUUUGGUCUUUAUUUUUAGAUAAGGAGAAAACUGGCUUUUCUUGCUUUUUUUCUAAGAAAACCUAGCACGGCCGCAGUCCCUCCCUCGGCCCGCGGCAGGAGUGCCCUCGUCUGCCGGCGCGGCCGGGCCGGCGGUGAACACUAACCUCUCCGUCGCUAACGGCGCAAGGAGCUGAGGACGGGCGCGAAGACUGACAGCUCGUCACAGCAGAAAAUUCAUCCUGGUGAUGGAAGUUCUAUAUAUAUAUAUAUAUAUUUUUUUAAAGGCACAAGUCUAAACUGAGUUUUUUCCUGCAAAAAUUGUGGGUUUUUUUUUUUUUUUUUUUCAAACCUUGAGAUGAUUCUUGCAGCACAGGCGUCCGCCCGCCCCAGCUCUCCCUUUUUCUAAGCGCUGUGUAACUAAUGCCAAGGGUCUGGGGGUAUUUAAAGCUAUGCAAAAGGCUGCGGGGGACGGGGGGGGUCCCUGCUCCUGCGGGAGGGCUCAGGAAAAAAACCACUUGUUGCUUUGCUGAACCCCCCCCAAAACCAGCCGCCCCCCCCCCCAUGCACGCAGCGGUGCUGCCGGGGGCUCCGUCUUCUCGUGCCUUCCUCGGGCGAGGGUUAUGGUUUGGCCUUUUUCGGCCGUAAUCAGCAGCGCGGGCGGCUCUCGGAGGGACAUUGGUUGUAUGCACAGCCCGGCGCAGAGCUCACGCGAGCCGCAGGGCCGUAAAUUAAGCUGCUGCCGAUGUGUUCAGGUUCACGGGGGGGGAAAAGUGCUGCCCCGGCGGCAAGUGCCCAGCGCGGCGGAGGAGCCGCUUCUGAGAAUCCGGUGUUAUUUUAAGAAUAAGGAAGGGCUGGAGCUGUUGCAACACGAGGGGAUGUUGGCAGCGCGACUUCCAGCUUUCCCAGCGGGGCUGGGAGCCGCGUUGCUGCAGAGCCGCCAGCCCCCGGAGCAGCCGCAGCUGGGGACAGCUUGGCAGACGAACAAAAAGCCUCGGGGGGCCAAGUUCAGAGUUUUGGAAAGGGGAGGAGGAAAAAAAAGAGAAAAAAAAAAGAAAAAAACCCAACUCAAACCAGCGCCAGCCCAUCGGCCGCUGCGUGGAGUUCAGCCGCUAGCACGGGGCUGCGCUCGCUCACGGGGUGGUUUGCACCCCGCUGGCAUCUCCAGGGGAUGUGAGCAGACCUUUUUUUUUAAAAAAAAAAACAAAAAACAACACCCCCCCCCCCCCCAAAACCCUCUGGUCUCGUGUGCCUUGUGCAUUGCACUGUGCAAAAUCCCCCCCCCCCCCUUAAAAUGUCUCUUGGAGCCCUGAACACGGGCAGCACUCCUGGCACCAGCAAAGUGCUCAGUGCACCACGUACGCUAGCAAACAGCGAGUCUUGAAACUGGAGGGUUUUUUUGUUUUGGGUUUUUUUUUGUUUUUUUUAAGAGAAGCCUGACCUGGACAGUGUCACUUCAAGGGCUGCCCUAUGCAGAGAGGCUGCAGGAGGAACAAAGUUGCCCCCCCCCCAAACCCAGAACAGAGGCUGCAGGCAGGAGCAGGGUCCUUUGCACCACAAAAAGAAAAAAAAAAAAAAAAAAGAAAAAAAAAGAAGGCAGGUGCAGCCAGGGCUGGUUUCUGCCAAGCCGGGCCGUUCCCUUCGUUCCUGACGGAUGAGGCCCCAGGGUCUCGCCCUGCCAGACAGCCGGCGCGGGGACGGGGAGGACGCACGGGACAAGUCAUCGGCCCUGCACCGUGGUGGGAUUCAGGGCCCUUCUCCCUUGGUGCUGGGGGAGCGCGACGCCAGCAGCACACACAGCCCAUUUCUAACCUGCAGUUUAAUUGCAAGGGGUUCCUCCAUAGUUUCAGUGGAAAUUGCGGUGCUUGAUGAGCAAAAUAUACACGGGGUUCGUUAUCCCCCCGUUCCCCCGUGCAACCGAGCUGCAGCGGCUGCAAACUGCCAGGGAGCAGUGGGAAAGUCGCUCUAAUUAUUUCAUUAAAUUGUCACCUCCUUCUCAGCCCUUGCUGCAAAAUUAGCCAGGGCGCUGAGUCAGAUUGCUCCUCGAAAGCAUCUGGCUGCGGUGCAGCGUGGAGGCUGCCGUGCGCUCCCACCUUUUCCGAGCACACGGACGGCAGCGGCAGGCGAAGGCCACGGAGCCAGCAGAGCAUGAGCCAGCGGAAAGAAUUUUUACAUUCUUCUGGCUCCUUAAAGAAAUAAAAUGAUUGAGCUUGGGACUUGGUAGAUUCAGUUCUCUGGCCCACACGUGCUUUUGCCUGCAUUUAUGAAAUACUCAGGAUAGCUGCUUCCCAGGGAAGCAAGCCUGGUCUUAGACUGACUCAGGGCAGUCGCUUUGGAUGAUGAAGAUGUAAGACAACAGGCAGGGCCCUCCCUGUCCAGCACAUCACACCAGGAACCUGGUUAGCAGGUAACCCAAGACUUGCUAAAGCUUUAGUCCAGGUCCAGACAAAACUUCCCUCACUCAACUCCAUCUCUAGGAAACUCCAUCAUUAGGAAAGUACUCGUUUGCUGACAAACUGUGGCUCUUGCAUGUCCCUUGCGGUGGACAGGCUCCGAAGACGUUUGUGACAUGAGUGUGAAGCAUUAUUUAAUGCCUUCGCCCUUUCCACCGGCUGCAUCGUUCCAGCCCAGUGGAAGGGGAAGGGUAUUUCGGAGCAGGUCACCGAAACACUGACACUGUCACCUCAUGGCUUGUUUUUGCUUCACGCUACUUCCCAGCAAAUCACGGAGGAAGAGGUCCAGGGAGAAGCCAAAGCCAAAACCAUGAGAAAAUGACGGCAGCCCAGCCUGAGCCAAAGCGAGACAAAGGCGGUUUGUUUGAAGCACCCCCUUCCAUGCACCAGCACAGCUGUAAAGGAUCUGGGCAGCGGCUUUUUGUUUCUCCUAUUCUUUGGACCCUGGAACACAGCUGUCAUACAACCAAUGCAGUUUUACCUUAACAAGCACAUAAAGCCUUGAAAUCUUGACUAACAGGUUUGAACACAGUAUUCCAAAAUUUAAUUUAAGCUAGUUCUAUCUGAACAGACCAUAACCUUCACCAACCACCACCAGAGGUGGGGGAGUCGACUGUGCAUCUCUAACUCAGUCUUUUACAGGAGGAUUAAAGCCAACAAGAGUUUGUUGGAGUAAGAGCAUGUUCGUUUGAAAAUUCUACUUUUCACCUGCACAGAAAAGUUGUUCUUGUAUAGUAGUUUUCUAUAUAUUGUUUCUGUAUGUACUGUACAAGUAACUUAUUCUUGAAUAAUGCAGUUUUACCAUAAUAUAAAAAAAAAAAUCUGCUCUUAAUAAACUGUUUCUAGAAUUUGUUUCUCA
Messenger RNA from Dromaius novaehollandiae (emu), 5459 nucleotides. It is a transcript of the gene SH2B3, whose product is annotated as SH2B adaptor protein 3. The transcript has 8 exons. The coding region runs from base 155 to 1702 and encodes 515 amino acids. The record is from RefSeq and is a predicted model, not a curated record. Gene Ontology annotation, molecular function: transmembrane receptor protein tyrosine kinase adaptor activity. Gene Ontology annotation, cellular component: plasma membrane. Lineage: Eukaryota; Metazoa; Chordata; Aves; Casuariiformes; Dromaiidae. Gene Ontology annotation, biological process: intracellular signal transduction.